AUGUUUGCUCUAGCUGUAGAAAAGAGGGAGGCAGGGGACUACAGCAAGUUAAGGCAGCCUACAAGUCAGCAAUACUCAGGUAUAAGCGACUACUGUGAAAACAGCCCAGACAGAAUGAUGAUGAUUGCCCGAAAUUACGAUCUCUCUCUGCCAGUAACUAAGUCCCUUAUACAAACUGCAACAAAAUUCCGUCGCCAGUUAUCUAUACGGGAAUCCUUAGGGCCAGACUUGCAGAAAAGAAAGGUGACGUACAAAAUAUGUAUCCAGUCGGCACUGAGGGAGAAAUGGCAAGGGAAGGCCCUGCAUGGACAAUAUGUUACCCGAAUACUUCAAAACCAUAACCUCAGCAAAGAAGACACAGUGAGAUGGCUCACAAGGGCAAACUUACCUGAAACGCCUGAUGAAUGA
Messenger RNA from Acanthoscelides obtectus, 408 nucleotides. Lineage: Eukaryota; Metazoa; Arthropoda; Insecta; Coleoptera; Chrysomelidae. The record is from the annotation of a GenBank genome assembly.